AUGGCAGAAUGUCUGAAUGUUCUCCGAUUUCAUAACACACGCUAUCAGAAGAUCGUUAGAGAGCAUCAAGGGUCCUUGGAAUGGCUCUGGAGCCAUGAGAAGUACCAGAACUGGUCGUUUUCCGAUAAUUCCAGCAUUCUAUAUAUUAUGGGAAAGCCCGGCAGCGGAAAAAGCACUCUCGUCAAGUAUUUCAGGGAAAACCUCCGAGACCGCGAGCCACUGACGCAGUCGGCAUGUUUCGCCUCCUUCUUUUACAGUUUCAGGGACGGGGAAUACCAAACGAGUCACUACAGCAUGCUUCGAUCUAUCCUUUACGAUGUCCUAAAUCAAAAUGAGUCUUUUUUUUACCAUUUCCAGCGAGAGUUCCAUAUGUACCAGGACAUGAAGGAUGGUCGGAGCGAAGAACACCGCACGGGAUGGCCUUAUGAGUCUUUGAAGCAGAUAACUCUUUCUUUGGGUGAUCAUCCGAGGACGGCGGAACGAAGUUACUUUAUCAUCGAUGCGAUUGAUCAGUCUGAUGAGGAUGAUAGACGCAGGAUCAUUGAGUUAUUCGGCGAACUCUGUUCCAAGAAAGCUUGCAUCGUGAAGGUCUUUUUCGGAAGCCGCCCAAUUGCAACGCUCGACCGAUAUAUCAACUCACCCGAAGUCAUAUGGAUGCAAGUCAUGAAUAAAGAGGACAUCCGCGCUUUCGUGGAUUCUUUCCUGGGCCCAAAUCUGGGGUUCUCCGAUGAUAUUCUUUCCAGGGCCACCGAGUAUAUCAUCGAAAACGCGCAUGGAGUAUUCCUGUGGAUCCGCUUGAUUAAAGAAGAACUUCUCGGAUACUCAACUACAGGUUGCUCCAAAGGGUCUAUCUUCCGCUUCUUGAAGAGGCUUCUAACAGAACUGGAAGGGCUUUAUGAAAGAAUGCUCGGUGAAUUAGAAGGAGGUUCGUGUCAGGACAUUACAGAUGGAAUAAAGAUGUUCCGAUUUGUCCUAUUCGGCCGUCAGCCGCCUACUAUUCUAGAACUACAGCAUGUACUUGCUAUUCCAGACGGUCCGAAUGAUGGUGUCACUGAAGAAUCCUUCCAAGAUGAUCUGGUUAUUUGUAUGGACAAGAGAAUAUUUCACUGCGGACGUAACUUUUUGGAAAUCAAGGGUCGCGGCGAUGAAGCCAGUGUCCAAGUCAUGCACCAAACCGUCCGUGAUUUUCUCCUUCGGCCGGACGGGUCCGCAGCAGCAUCAAGAUUCAAGAUCCAAGUAAACGGCAAUCAUACCUGGAUAUGCACUAUCUGUAUUCGAUACCUCAUUCCCUUUGCCGCAUAUACGACGCCGAAGGCCAACUCAACGGACAUAGGACCUGGGUUUUGGGAGCUAGAGCACUUCGAGAAGUAUGUUCAAUAUCUAGAAGGGCGGCCACUCAUCAAUUACAGACUGAGCUUUCUGCCGAUCCACAUGCAAAAGACAAAUGGCUAUUGUGCCUCAGAAGAAUGCUCGCGGCUGGUUUCCAUGCUUGUUGGUUACAUGGCUCCCGAGAACCCCGCAACCUACCUCAUAGGCGACUGGAUUUGCACCGUCUUUGCUAGAGCCAAACUACAUGAGGCCAAUGAAGAUCAUUUCCGGGACCAACUGCUAUAG
This is a messenger RNA of Tricharina praecox, 1614 nucleotides long. RefSeq lists its product as uncharacterized. The coding region runs from base 1 to 1614 and encodes 537 amino acids. Lineage: Eukaryota; Fungi; Ascomycota; Pezizomycetes; Pezizales; Pyronemataceae. The record is from RefSeq and is a predicted model, not a curated record. The transcript has 2 exons.